CGUUUAAACUUUUUAACCUCACGAUAUUUCCACAAAAGAUGUUUUGAUAAAAGAAUAGCAAAAGAGGCUGUCUAGGGCCCGAAUUCGAUAGAAGGCACCGGAAGAAUAAUGUCCCUCAGCAAGACUGAGUAUCUACUCAUACAUAAUGAGUACGAGUACCGGCCGAAUGUUCGAGUUUCAUUCACAAAGGUCAUUGUUUUGGUGAUGUGCUUCCCCUUACUGGCGUUUCUGUUUUGCAUUAUCUAUUCUGUGAUUUUUAACUUUGAAAAGGCCACCUACACCCACUGCCAAGUUUUUAAUUUCUUACCGUCGAUAUCCGCCGCUAUUGGUAAUUUUUCUCCACAAAGGGAGAUAUGGCAAACUGCCAUGACAUUACAAUUGUUCCCUCGGAUAUUAGUCGCAAGAGAAUACCUUAAUCACCAUCAUAAAAUGUUGCACAGUGAACAUAUGUGGAUGGGGUACAUGGCAUUUAUUCUUAAUAUUGUUGAAAAUAUAUCUUUAAUUACAUUGUCUUUCUUUACUUCAUCAAGGUAUUAUGCUGUUCAUGAAAAAGCAUUUGUGAUAUUUAUCCUUGUAUCUGUGGCUCACAUGUUUUUAAUGAAUUUUAUACAAAGAAAAUACAAGAGACCACAAAAAUACAGUAUGAUAUGGAAAAGGAGAUGCUUCUUUACGAAUUUCAUCUUUAUUUUGUUGGCAGCUUUCUUUUUUGCUAGACAUAAUUCACUUUGUGAACCUUAUGUGUACUCCCUCUUUGCUGCCUCGGAAUACAUGGUAGUACUAUCAAACAUAGCCUUCCAUUUCACGGCGUACUUGGACUUUAAUCAGAAGGAUCUAGUCAUUUUCAAGCACGGCUUCGCCGUUACGGACAGAUAAUAUUUAGUUAUUUAGCUAGUAAUUUAAUUUAUUUUUUUCAAAUCUAACUACAUUGAAUUUAUACUUGGAAAAUCUGCUGUGUUGGAACAGAAUAGUUUUGUUUGCAUCAACUAGUCAUUUAAAAGGUAUGGUGGAAUAUAUAUGACGCUUACUUACCCUGAACCAUCUCCGCAAGAGGUUAUUUGGUUUUCAAGGAUCAAAUUGUUGAUGAAAAUAUUCUGUUCCUUAAAAUAUAUAAUGUACUUAAAGAAAGAUAAAAAUCAUGUAUAAAAUUCAGGGGAUGUUUGUGAUUCUGCAAGCCAUUCUACUAAUUAAUUGUAUUAUUUAUUUGACCAAAACACAAUAAUUCUUUAGUUAAUAAUGAUUUUGAUGACCACACACACCAAUUUUCUUGUUGCUUGCAGAAUUUCUAAAUGGGUUAUGUAGGAUGUUGUUUGCAAAUACAUGUGAAUGUGAUAAUACAUAUAAUAUUAAAUAA
Anthonomus grandis grandis is the source of this 1351-nucleotide messenger RNA. Its product is annotated as post-GPI attachment to proteins factor 2-like. The record is from RefSeq and is a predicted model, not a curated record. Lineage: Eukaryota; Metazoa; Arthropoda; Insecta; Coleoptera; Curculionidae. The transcript is spliced from 3 exons. Bases 109 to 873 code for a protein of 254 amino acids. Gene Ontology annotation, biological process: GPI anchor biosynthetic process. Gene Ontology annotation, cellular component: Golgi membrane; endoplasmic reticulum membrane.